UUCUUCCCUCCUCCCCUGCUUCUCUCCUCCUUGCCAUCCCUCCCGAGCCCCAGUAUGGGUCUCCCCGCCUUCCUCCCUCUCAGGCUGCAUCUCCCCCCUCCUUAGUGCUCACCCCUGCACCUCUUUCUUUGUAUUCUUCUCACCCUCUCCCUGCCUCGCCAGCAUCUCUCCUCCCCCGCCCGGCUUCGGCCUCCCCCUGCCUCCCCAUCUUCAGCUCAGUCUCCUCCCCCUCGCUCCUCUUCCCUCCCCUCUGCCUCGCCCCACUCCAGCCCGCAUGCCAGGAUUUCUCUCCUCCCUGGGGGUCUCAGUGCAUCUCCUUCUCCUAUCUGCCUGCCUCCUCCCUCACCGAAGGGUUAGCGGACACCCAUCCUUCUCUGCUUGCAGACCCCACCACCACCCGCACCACUGCCGCUGUCUCUUCUUCACCGUAUCCUCCUCUACCCACCCUCUUCUCUCUUCUCUUCUCCCUGCCCCUUUAAAUCUGCCUGGCCCAGCCUCCCCCGUGAUGCUGGGAUGGAGCAAACAUUGAUUUGUGCUGGGAUGGAAUCGGAAUUUUGAUUUAUUUUUCCUCUCCCAACCAUAAGAAGAAAAAAAUAAUAAAAACACCCCCUCUUGAGAGCCCCCUCCCCCUUUGCAUCCAGCUCCCAGCUCUUCUUCCCUAUCUCCAUCCAAGGCAGAUUUUUUCCCCUACACUAUUCUCAUCUUCCCCCACCCUUGCCACUACCUCGCCCCCCCACCCAGCCUUCUCCUCCAGCUGGGGAGAGAGGGGACUCUCCGGACUCCCCCACCUUUCCUCUCUGGGUUGGAGCAGUCUCUCCGGAAGGGGAGGGGGCUUGGCUUGUCCGGGCGAGGUGGGAGUGGAGGUAUCCUGCCAUGGAUGCUGUGCCGGGGAGGCAGCCUGAGCCCCAGCCCACAUGAGACGCCGAAGAACCGGGGCAGAAGGGUCCUGACAGCAGCCAGGGAAACGGGUGCCCUACGAUUCUGCCCAGCCCCCUCUUAGGACCCCCAAACUGCCAUCCACACUCGACACUUCGGGGUUCUAGCCACUCAGGAUGAGGGUCCGGCCCUACCUGCCCUCGCUGGGGCCCCCCCGCCCUGCCCCGGUCUAACUGCCCCCGCCCCCAGGCCUCGCCCGGCUCCAAAGCCCCCAGCCGGCUCUCCAGCCCCAGGAUGCGCUGAGCCGCCGGGGGGCUGAGGCCGCGCCAACUACAUGCAUGUCCCCCGGGGGCAAGUUCGACUUUGACGACGGGGGCUGCUACGUGGGGGGCUGGGAGGCGGGGCGGGCACAUGGCUACGGCGUGUGCACGGGCCCCGGCGCCCAGGGCGAGUACAGCGGCUGCUGGGCACACGGCUUCGAGUCACUGGGCGUCUUCACGGGGCCCGGCGGACACAGCUACCAGGGCCACUGGCAGCAGGGCAAGCGCGAAGGGCUGGGCGUGGAGCGCAAGAGCCGCUGGACGUACCGCGGCGAGUGGCUGGGCGGGCUGAAGGGGCGCAGCGGCGUGUGGGAAAGCGUGUCCGGCCUGCGCUACGCCGGGCUCUGGAAGGACGGUUUCCAGGACGGCUACGGCACCGAGACCUACUCCGACGGAGGCACCUACCAGGGCCAGUGGCAGGCCGGGAAGCGCCACGGCUACGGGGUGCGCCAGAGUGUGCCCUACCAUCAGGCGGCGCUGCUGCGCUCACCCCGCCGCACCUCCCUGGAUUCCGGCCACAGCGACCCCCCGACGCCACCCCCGCCCCUGCCCUUGCCGGGCGACGAGGGAGGCAGCCCCGCCUCGGGCUCCCGGGGCGGCUUCGUGCUGGCCGGGCCCGGGGACGCCGACGGUGCGUCCUCCCGAAAGCGCACUCCAGCGGCCGGCGGAUUCUUUCGCCGCUCGCUGCUGCUCAGCGGGCUCCGAGCGGGCGGACGUCGCAGCUCCCUGGGCAGCAAGCGAGGCUCCCUGCGCAGCGAGGUGAGCAGCGAGGUGGGCAGCACCGGACCGCCCGGCUCGGAGGCCAGCGGGCCCCCGGCCGCAGCGCCGCCCGCCCUCAUCGAGGGCUCGGCCACAGAGGUGUACGCGGGCGAGUGGCGCGCAGAUCGGCGCAGCGGCUUCGGCGUCAGCCAGCGCUCCAACGGGCUGCGCUACGAGGGCGAGUGGCUGGGCAACCGGCGGCACGGCUACGGGCGCACCACCCGCCCCGACGGCUCCCGCGAGGAGGGCAAGUACAAGCGCAACCGGCUGGUGCACGGCGGGCGCGUCCGCAGCCUCCUGCCUCUGGCCCUUCGGCGGGGCAAAGUUAAGGAGAAGGUGGACAGGGCUGUCGAGGGCGCCCGUCGAGCCGUGAGUGCUGCCCGUCAGCGCCAGGAGAUCGCCGCUGCCAGGGCAGCAGACGCCCUCCUAAAGGCAGUGGCAGCCAGCAGUGUCGCUGAGAAGGCCGUGGAGGCAGCUCGAAUGGCCAAACUGAUAGCCCAGGACCUGCAGCCCAUGCUAGAGGCCCCAGGCCGCAGACCCAGGCAGGACUCAGAAGGUUCCGACACAGAGCCCCUGGAUGAGGACAGCCCUGGGGUAUAUGAGAACGGACUGACCCCCUCAGAGGGAUCCCCUGAACUGCCCAGCAGUCCUGCCUCCUCCCGCCAACCCUGGCGACCCCCUGCCUGCCGGAGCCCACUGCCUCCUGGAGGGGACCAGGGUCCCUUCUCCAGCCCCAAAGCUUGGCCUGAGGAGUGGGGGGGGGCAGGCGCACAGGCAGAGGAACUAGCUGGCUAUGAGGCUGAGGAUGAGGCUGGGAUGCAAGGGCCAGGGCCCAGAGAUGGUUCCCCACUCCUCGGAGGCUGCAGCGACAGUUCAGGAAGUCUUCGAGAGGAGGAGGGGGAGGAUGAAGAGCCCCUGCCCCCGCUGAGGGCCCCAGCAGGCACGGAGCCUGAGCCCAUCGCCAUGCUGGUCCUGAGGGGCUCGUCCUCGAGGGGUCCUGAUGCUGGGUGCCUGACAGAAGAGCUCGGGGAGCCCGCUGCAACCGAGAGGCCUGCCCAGCCGGGAGCUGCCAACCCCCUGGUGGUGGGAGCCGUGGCCCUCCUGGACCUCAGCCUGGCGUUCCUGUUCUCCCAGCUCCUCACCUGAGGCUACUUCCUGGCCUGGUUCUGGCUUUGGUUGCGUGCCUCUUCACCC
Molecule: messenger RNA, 3149 nt
Organism: Pongo pygmaeus (Bornean orangutan)
Lineage: Eukaryota; Metazoa; Chordata; Mammalia; Primates; Hominidae
Gene: JPH4
Product: junctophilin 4
Exons: 7
Coding region: 1215-3101 (628 amino acids)
Biological process (GO): regulation of synaptic plasticity
Cellular component (GO): endoplasmic reticulum membrane; plasma membrane; junctional membrane complex
Source: RefSeq, a predicted model, not a curated record